Messenger RNA from Anisakis simplex (herring worm), 498 nucleotides. The record is from the annotation of a GenBank genome assembly. Lineage: Eukaryota; Metazoa; Nematoda; Chromadorea; Rhabditida; Anisakidae.
AUGUGGAGAUCAGCUUGCUUGUAUAACAAUAUUUUACGCAAUUUCUUGAAGAACGUUCUAUUCAUCUUGAUAUUCAACGUUUUCCAUUCGCGGACACUCAACUGUUACUCGUGCUCUUAUUCAAUGCUAGAACCAACACGAGAGAAUGAUGAUUUCUUCUGUGCUAACGCUUCGUUGGUUCUACUCGAGAAGGAUUUGACUGUAAAGCCGUGCGCAUCUUGGGAAAAGUUUUGCAUUACUACAGUGGAGACAUCGUUGAAGGCAUUCAGCGCAAUUGUGCGGGCAUGCGCAGAGGUGUGCAAUGAAAUAUGUGAAUCGGAUGGGUAUGGUACUGAUAUGGUCAGGUGUGAUGACUGCUGCACAACGGACAUGUGCAACGGUAAUUAUAGUGUACGAUACUACAAGGAACUGAUGGACGGUCAAUACACAUCAUGGCUGGAACCUUUAGCGUCCGAAAAAGCUUACAAUAAGGCUAACGGAAUGCUAUUCCCUUAUUAA